Messenger RNA from Phyllopteryx taeniolatus (common seadragon), 5170 nucleotides. Its product is annotated as zinc finger protein 236. NCBI's taxonomy places the organism in Eukaryota, Metazoa, Chordata, Actinopteri, Syngnathiformes, Syngnathidae. The transcript is spliced from 2 exons. Bases 2344 to 4527 code for a protein of 727 amino acids. The record is from RefSeq and is a predicted model, not a curated record. Gene Ontology annotation, molecular function: DNA-binding transcription factor activity, RNA polymerase II-specific; RNA polymerase II cis-regulatory region sequence-specific DNA binding. Gene Ontology annotation, biological process: regulation of transcription by RNA polymerase II. Gene Ontology annotation, cellular component: PcG protein complex; transcription regulator complex.
GCGUGUCUACAUGAGGAAGUAGGCGAGACGACGUGCAAUGUGUUCGGCUACACCCCCACGCGAGCCCUUUCAUUCUUUUAUGUUCUUCAAAAAAAAAGGUUCCAUAAUAUAACAUACUGUCAGUGAACGUCACAUUUGAUAAAACGCGGUGUAGUUUUUGUGAGGUCACGUGACAGGCUCAUUAGCAUCUCGCACACUUGACCCAUAUACACGGGGGUCCUUGAUUUACGACGGGCAGUUCCGUUCUACGGCGGCGACGUAAGUCGGAACGAGCCGCAGUCGAUCACUAAAAUUAAUCCAUCCAUCCAAUUUCAAAAGCGCUCAUCCUCAGUAGGGUCGCUGGAGCCGAUCCCAGCUGACUCUGGGCGAGGGGCGGGGGCCAAUCGCAGGGCACAUGGAAACAAGCAACCAUUCACACUCACAUGCACACCUAUGGACAAUUUAGAGUCUUAAUUAACAACACGCAUGUUUUUGGGAUGUGGGAGGAAACCGCAGUGCCCGGAGAAAACCCACGCAGCCACGGGGAGAACAUGCAAACUCCACACAGGCGGGGCCGGGAUUUGAACCCCGGUCCUCAGAACUGUGAGGCAGAUGUGCUAAGCAGUAGCUCACCGUGCCGCCUACUAAAAUUCAAAUCAUAAUUAUAAAACAACCAAAUGAAAAACAGUAUGGUGGUAAGUUACUCAGCAUGCCUUCUUAAGAUGCCUCUGCCAACGAAGUAAUAAAGUCACCAAGUAAAUAUUUACUUAAAUACAUACAUACAUACUUUAAAUACAGUUCUAGGUGAUAAUUAUAAAACGAUCAAAAUUAAAAGCUUUUAAGUAUGACGGUAACCGAGCAUGACUUCUCGUGCCGCGUGACCACGUAAUUCUUACACUGCGCCUUAUUCCAUUACUAACCUACGCUAACACAUUUAUUAGGCCAUAAUUACAGUAAAUAUUUGUAUGAAAUACAGUUCUAGGUCAUAAUUAUAAUAAAAUAAAAUCAAAUUAAAAACACUAAGUAUGGCGGUAAAUGAGUGUAACUUCUUGUGUCGUAAUCUUACGCUGCGUCGUAGUCCAUCACUAACCUAUUUUGGCGCAUUAAUAAGUCACAAUUACAGUAAAUAUUUGUAUGAAAUACACUGCUUUGCAAUAAAUAUCAAAGUGUCAACUCGAAAACAGUGACUAUGGCGGUGACUGAGUGUACCUAGUUGUGCUGCGUGACCAAGUAGUCUUAGUCCACUAGUACUGUAAGAUAUCCAUCCAUCCAUUUUCAACACCGCUUAUCCUGGUUAGGGUCGCAGGACGCUGGACCCUAUCCCAGCUGACUUCGGGCGAAAGGCGGACUACACCCUGAACUGGUCGCCAGUCAGUCGCAGGGCACAUAUAGACACGGACAACCAUUCGCACUCACAUUCACACCGUCACUGAGUGGGAACUGUACCCACGCUGCCUGCACCAAAGUCAGGCGAGUGUACCACUACACCAUCAGUGACUUGUACUGUAAGAUAUUUGUAUGAAAUACACUUCUAGGUAAUAAUGAUAAAACAUUCAAGCGAAAAACAGUAAGUACGGUAGUAACGGUGCGUGCGCUCUUGUGCCGUAUUCUUACACUGUGCUGUAGUCUAUCAGGAACCUACGCUAACAGUAGAAAAGUCAUGAUUAUCGAAAAUAUUUAAUAUGAAUGGAAUGGAAUAAAACAGGCGGCACGGUAGGCGACUGAUUAACACAUCUGCCUCGCAGUUCUGAGGACCCGGGUUCAAAUCCGGCCUUGCCUGUGUGGAGUUUGCAUGUUCUCCCCGUGCCUGCGUGGGUUUUCUCCGGGUUUCCUCCCAUGUUCCAAAAACAUGCCUGGUUGGUUAAUUGAAGACUUAUGUCUCAAAAGUGUUCUGUCAAUUGACUGUCUGUUGUCGUACUAGAGCGGCUCCAACUACCGGAGACAAAUUCCUUGUGUGUUUUUGGACAUACUUGGCAAAUAAAGAUGAGUCUGAUUCUGAUUGUGCGCCAUUCUUAACCUUGAAAUGUAAUUAUUACAAUAAAUAUUUACAUGAAAAAAACUUAUAGCUACAAAUAGAAAACAAUCAAAUAAGCAAUAAUUUCGGGGGCAACUGUGUGUUCCUGCUCGUGCUGUGCGGCCACUUCAUUCUGACGCCAUUACGCAAAUUAGUUCAUUGUCCGCCAUUCCUUGUCUUGAAAUGUUGUAUGUCAGAAACGUCUUAAACCUAAGACAUGCACUCCCCACGCCACACACACACACUUCUUUGACAAGGUUUUGUUGUUGUUGCUCAUGCUAUGCUCAUUUGACGCACUAAUAUAUGAUGAUGUUCUUAUAUCCAAGAUGUCUAAAUGGGUAUGACCCAAAAUGGAUGCUCAGCUGGCUACAGUCCUGUCAAGAGGCAGCCUGGAGGUCCAAAAUGGCAGCCAGUAUGCAGUAGCGUCCGAGCUGCUGAGCCACGAACCAAAGGGGGACCCGCAGGAGACAUGUUCGGACGCUACCGGGGAAGGUAGCCUCCGGUCGUGCCCCUCCAACCGGGAUGCUCUGUCAAUCAACAGGAGAAAGCCAGAGGUGGGCGGGACUUGCGAGCUCGCCCCCCAGGAAAUGAGCGAGAUUCAUGGGUCGAGGCAGGCAAUCAGAAUCCAAAUUAUGGUUCCCCCUCUGUGCCAGACACCCAACGCGUACUCCGCUGCCAGUUCCACCAAAGACUUGCAUUUCGGUAGUGCACGAAAAACAAACCAAAUAUCUGUAGUCAAGACCAAGGACCAGGGAGUGGAGCUCACGGCAGGGAUGCACGCAAGGGGAGAUGUUUUGGAUGCCGAGACCAUCCACUCGGAUCUCUCGGGAAUCCCAAAAGAAACCCAUAAAGCCAAUGACGUUCUAUUGCUGGGUCAGGAAGUAAAGGAAGAAUGUUUAGAGAGGCGAGUGGAGGACUCUGUGAAGGUUGUGGCCUGGGCGGAGGAGCAGAGCGAGCCUCUGGACUUGAGUCUCCCCAAGAAAAAAGAGAACCGGGACCCCAGGCACGGACGCUUUAUGGACGCAUGCGAUAGCUUGCUAAUUAUGGAGGUGGACGAAUAUGAGGGUGAGGGAGACCGGGACGUGGUGGAGGAGGAUGAAGAACAACCCGCCUUUUACCCUGCUUCUGUUUUCGCCCAGGACCUUCUUCUCAUAGACGACCAAGGCAUUCCGUACACGCUUAGCCCAGAUGGACUCAGGGUGCCGCAAGUGGACACCACCGCCUCCGAGGGCCGGGUCGAGAACGAGGUGUCCUCGCAGUUUCCUGCCUCAGCAGGUUCAGACCACAGUCUAAGUAUGGCUGAUGCACUAAAUGCACCUUCUGGUGACAUGAUACCUUCACAGGUCUCUGAGUUGCCGUCGCUGACUCCACAAGUCCUCAGCAGUUUGGAUGCAAACUCCUCCGAGGCCUCUGGACUAUCCAGCCCCAACCAGCCCAUCCAGAUCAUUACAACACCUUCCUCCAGUGCUCCCAUCCUGCUCCCCUCUGGUCCACUUAGUCUUUCUCUUCCACUGUCUGUCACCCGCAGCACUGUUGGUGCUUCGGCUCCGAUGUUCCUCCUCCUUUCCUCUGGUGACUCUACCUCCACCCCUAUCGCCAUCCUGGACCCCUCAACCGGUCAGCUGUCCCAGAUCUCCCUUCCUCUGGUUUCUGGUAAUGCGUUAUCUCAACCUGUCAUGGGAUUGGGUCUAAACAGCCCCACUAUGGUCCUGUCAGGAGGGUCCGGUAAUGUCCUCACUUCUAAUCUAGCUGCUGUUUCCUCUUUACUCAUUCCUACUCACGUCGACUCCUCUGUCGGAACUGAAGCCAUACCUGCCGAGCAGGUCUCGAACGAGAGCGAUAAGCCAUUAUCUUUAAGAGCAGCCGCUGCUACUUUGACCCCCGACCCCUCAGACACCCAACUCCUGGACCCCGAUCCCCUGGACGAUCACAUGUACUUCUCCAGUGCCGCCGCUCCUUCCUCGCCACCUAAGCUGGACCCCCUGGACCCCCUGGACUCCCUGGACCCGCUGGACCCCCUGUCUCCUACGGAUUCGUCCAAUGACCCUUCUGCCCGGCGGGUACUCUACUGCCAGCUGUGCCCUCGCAUCUUCUUUUACCUCUCCGACCUGGAGCGCCACGCCAUCACGCACUCGCAGAAGAAGCCUCACGUUUGUCAGCAGUGCGGCAAAGCCUUCAAGCGCUCCAGCCAUCUGCAGAGGCACAAGCACAUCCACACGGGCCAGAGGAACUUUGUGUGUCCCAUCUGCGCCAAACGCUUCAGGGAGGCCGGCGAGCUCCAGCGCCACCAACGGGUUCACACGGGCGAGAAACCCUACCAGUGCCAACUUUGCCACACGCGCUUUGCCGAGCGCAACACGCUGCGACGCCAUACCAAACGCAAGCACCCCUUCCACCAAGUGGCCAUGGAAAUGCUCAACGAGCGAGGCGGAGGUGGCGUCGGCGUUCAUCACGAAGAAGAGGAGGAGCCCGCUGAAUGGUACAGCUCCUCCGUGUCUCAUCUGGAAAACUCUGAUUCUGAAAUGGAGGCUUGAAAAGUCCCAAACAUACAAAGACGGGAGCACUUGCAAUAUUUAUUUUGAAAAAUAAUGUAUUUAUAUAAAUCUAUGUUAUUCCCAUUGCAUUUAAUGGCCAACAAAGACUUUAUUAUGCCCUUUUGGCUGAUUUUGACAGCUCAAUAUUGAAAUAAUGAUUUUGAUGUAAAUUCAAAAUGACAUUUCUAUGAAAUUGCAUUCCCCCACAAUCAAUGACGAGACCUUUAAGUGCUUAAAGAUAACUUCAACAAUUCUCAGCGUCUUGUAUUAAACAACCUAGUAGUGAAAUCUGUAUUUCUUAACAGAAACACUGUGAGUCAUUAUCCCUCUCUCUUUUUUUUUUUUAGCACAAUAUUAACUUUUUUCAUGUAUUGAAUUUAAAACAAAAAAGAAAGCUUUUCAUGUCUAUGUCUAUGAUUUGAUGUAUUUAAUCCAUAUCUUUCAGGACCAAACAAGUUAUUGCAACGCAUACUAUACAUAUUCACAUUUUGCUUAUUUGUGGAGUAUAUUUAAGUGUUUAAAUUACAUUUUGACAGCUUCCAACCUUAGUCUUUGCCUAUUUUCUGCAUGUUUACACAAUAUUAAAAAAGAAGCAGAAACAUCGUGUCAUUUUUACUUGUUUUUUAGCAUAAUAUUCACUUUU